This is a messenger RNA of Sycon ciliatum, 1630 nucleotides long. Its product is annotated as NADH-ubiquinone oxidoreductase subunit 8-like. The coding region runs from base 93 to 785 and encodes 230 amino acids. Gene Ontology annotation, cellular component: membrane. The transcript has 6 exons. Gene Ontology annotation, molecular function: 4 iron, 4 sulfur cluster binding; NADH dehydrogenase activity. The record is from RefSeq and is a predicted model, not a curated record. Gene Ontology annotation, biological process: mitochondrial electron transport, NADH to ubiquinone; mitochondrial respiratory chain complex I assembly. NCBI's taxonomy places the organism in Eukaryota, Metazoa, Porifera, Calcarea, Leucosolenida, Sycettidae.
UUUACAGUGCAGAUAUCGAGUAGAUCGAGCGUAGGAUAGGGGAGAGAGAGUCUCCCUCAAAGUCAAAGUUAGUUCGAUCGUUCACCAGAGAAAUGGCGUUCGCUCUGGCCUCGUCCAGUGCUGCAGCGCUGAGAGGAGCGUCCCGAAAUGGCUGGUUGUCGUCAGCGACUAGUACUUGGUGUGCGCGACGAACGCAGGCGAGCGCAGCCGGCACCACGAAAUCGGUGCAAGUGCAAAAGGACAAGGGAUAUUAUUCGGUGAACAUUGACGAGAUGGACUGCAGAGCAGAGGAUAUGACGGACGUGGCUGCAAGAUUCACCGCCUACGCUUUUGCCACGGAGAUGUUCGAAGGCUUGAAGGUGUUGCUGUCGUACCACUUCCGAGAGCCCAAGACGAUCAACUAUCCGAUCGAGAAGGGCCCGCUCAGCCCUCGCUUCCGCGGCGAGCACGCUCUGCGGCGUUACCCGACCGGCGAAGAGCGCUGCAUUGCCUGCAAGCUGUGUGAGGCCAUCUGCCCAGCACAGGCUAUCACUAUUGAAGCUGAGCCACGAUCAGAUGGCAGUCGGAGGACAACUCGCUACGACAUUGACAUGACCAAGUGUAUCUAUUGCGGUUUCUGCCAGGAAGCUUGCCCCGUGGACGCCAUAGUCGAGGGUCCCAACGCUGAGUUCUCCACAGAAACGCACGAGGAGCUGCUCUACAACAAAGAGAAGCUGUUGAACAACGGCGAUCGCUGGGAGACAGAGAUAGCACAGAACAUCAAACUUGAUCAUGUCUACCGCUAGCAAUGGCACCGAACUUCGACAAUCAAGUGCUGCAAUAUCACAGGGUUUGUGUCGCAGAUUUAUGAUUAUCUUUUUCCGGUGUACUCGUGUGGGCUUGCACGUGUGGACAGCGGAUGCUCUUUGCCAAGCACCCCGCGUGUGUGAAUGUGUGUAUAUGUGAGUGUGUGUGUGUGUGUGUGUGUGUGUGUGUGUGUGUGUGUGUGUGUGUGUGUGAGAGAGAGAGAGAGAGAGAGAGAGAGAGAGAGAGAGAGCCUGUGUCUGUGUGUGUCGCGGUGGCAACCCUGGACUAAUAGCAGUCCUGCACAAACUACUCCAUGCCAUGAGUUCCCUGUUACCACUAUGCCUGUCUCCAGACUGGUGGGUCCUAGCAUUGAAUUCAGCAGUUGUCAGGAAGGUUGUCCUGCUUGCCAAUACUCAAUACUGUAUUCGCUUGAAUUAUUUUUAGUUUUUCCCACAACUGUCCUGGAUUUCCUUCGACACGGUGUUGGAACAUUUCCAGAGAUGCACGACCACUUUUUUUUAUUAGUUUUAGAAACAAGUCGCCCUUGGGUACUUCGUUCAUUCUGCUUCUUAUUGCUAUAAUUUAUGCUGUUUGUGUACAUAUACAUGUAACUGCUGCUGUGAGUGCAUGGUCGGGGAUCUUAUGUCUCGCCUCGGCUCUCUCACUCACUGCUCCUAAAAAGAGUGCAUCUUGCUGGUUCUGGGACGGAGUUGCUAUCCCGUCCAUGUAGCUUAUCUGACUUGUACUCAUGUUUUACAAUGUAUAGGAUGUGCUAAUACUUAUCAGCGUUGUACUAAGCUGUGUCUAUUUAUUCAUUUUCUUGCAAAUUAGAAACUGAUCUGCA